GAUUAUGGAAGCGGGAUCUGGCAACCCGUUUGUGUUAAAGCCUUCUAGUUCCUGGUCGCCUUUAAACAACAUGGCGGUUGAGCCCUGGAAUAAAGUAAACAUUCUGUGUCCAGGUGCUGCUGCGGCUUGUCGAGUCACCUUUAACACCAGAACAGCCUCUGUAACGGAAGCUGUGCUGGAGCAGUGUGAGCGCGUGCUGAAGCUCCUGGACAGCCACGUGCUGCACACAGAGACGCGCGUGCUCCGUGAGAUCCUGUAUGUAAUGCAUAACAGCUUCAGACAACACAAACCUUUCCGGGCAAUCAAACAGGUUCAGCAAUGUAUAACCCGAUUAAAGGAAAUGAAACUGCAGGGAGCCUUGCAAGAUCUGCAGGAGCUUUGUCCAAACCAAAUCCAGAGGAAUGUUGGAGUUGAUGCGGGAUAUUGUGAUGUCCCCAGUCAGCCCAUGCUGGAAUGGUUUUGUCUCAAACUGUUGGGAGCCUCCAGACUUAUGUGCAGAACCAUGGACCAGUGCACCAAAGCCUUCUCAUUGGUAAGGCAGCAUCUUCAUUUGUCUGAGUUCCUUGUGCUGAACCUGGUGCUGGUAAGCAUGCUCAGUCGAUUCUGGGUAUUUUUCAGAGGCAUCUUGAGAACUCUGGUGCCCAUGUAUCAAUCCCUCAUGGAUCUGCUCCACCUGGUAGAACAAUGUCGACCCAUGACCUUUCUCACUGACUUCACCUUGCCCAGAGACCUGGGAGUGUUUCUGGGUCCUCCUUACUCUGACCUGCUGAAGGAGAGUAGUAUAGCCGAGCCCUUUGGGAUGAAGAAAACCCCCAAACCCUCUCUUCUCGACAGGAUGUUUGAGGAGGGAAGUGACAACCAGGUGGAAAAGGGGGAUGAAGAAGAGAGGCAGAUGAUGCAGCUGCUAGCCAGUGAGAUGACGACACCUAAUAUGGAUCUGGGAAGGUCUAUUUUACGUCACGGUCCUCCUGUGUCUCAAUCUACCUCAAAUUUGGACAUAAAGAUGAUGCUGCUGCAGCAAUCCUCCAAACAGUGUACAGCUGAAGUCUUCAUUAAGACGGCAUCUCCUGGACAACCGAGCACUUCCAGCCUAGCUGAACUCGAGCAGAAGAAGAUGUUCUUGCAAAAGCUGAAGACCGCAUCCUCCAUUACGGACAUGGCUGCACAUGUUGAAGAGAUGAUGGGCUGGUGUAGGAGGAGCAAGCUGCAUGAAGAACGAUGCUAUCUUGCCUUCACACUCCUCAGGUGCCAAAGGAUAAAGGCUUUGGAGAGUGAGGGAAACAGUGUGCAGAAGAAACUGAGGAGGCUUAGGGUUGAGAUUGGCCGUGUUAUGAUUAAAGGCAAGACCUUGUCCUUGGCAAGACAUUCCCUUUUUCUUCAGCAGAGGACAAAAUGCCACUUCAGAACACGGUUUAAUUCGCUUUUCGGACUUUAUGGAAGCGUCAGAAACCGAACUGGAAAGGUCCGAAUGCGCUCUCAAAUAGCCAAAGACCUAUUUAAUGUGAAAUCUACACAUAAAUGCAGAAAGAACACAAAAGUUCCACCUUUACACAAAGAUAUGACGUCAGGAAGCGAUGUUGUUUUUAAUCAAGAAGAAAGCAAAAUGGAAACAGAGACUAGUUCACUGAAAUCCAGCACUAUGAACAAUGAUGAGAUUGAUGAUAUUUUUGCAUCGUUUGGUUUAUAGUGUUGUUGAUAUGGAGAUGUACAUUCAAACCAAAAGUACUGAAACGUUUUGGAGUAUAUUUGUGUUUGGUCAUUUUUUUUUGUCUGUUUGUUUUGUGAAAGAUCAUAAUUUAAGGGCCUCCAAGAAGUAUUAUCUUACAUCUUCUCUAAAGAGAGCUAUAAUUCAUAAUUUAGAAAAGUUUGUAACCAAAAAGUUCGUAAGAUAAUCGGUUUUGAACAAAUCAUGAGUAGCCAUUUUACAUUAGAACAAAGUUUUUUGUUGUUUUUUUUUUGGGGGGGGGGUUCUUCUUCUUCUUUUUCAUUUCUUUUUUCUUCUCCUACACAUUUUAUCCAGUCAAUAAAUUUGGACCACAGCAUUGUUAAACCAGCCUUUGCAUUACUUACCUCUCAGAUUUUUGCUAUGCAGAACAUCACCUAUCAGCACCUUUAGGCAUGUCUCACAGACCUGAAAUAAUCAAAUUUUAAUAAACCAACUUCAAGUUAAUUCACAAUAUAGAAUGGUGACUGAGAACAGGAAGGGCAUCUAGUCCUGCAUCGCUUAAAGUAAAAAGUGCUUUCACCCCUUAAUUGCUUCUUCCAUUUAUAUUGUUAUUAUUAUACAGGAAACACUGGGGGAGAAAGAUUCCAGUAUAGAUUUUUGAUCUCAGCCCAUUGCCGAUCCCUUAAAAUAAAUGUACAGCAAAUAAAAAUAUCAUUUAGUUCUUAGUACAUUUUCUAAAUGGAGCAGUUUGAAUCUUAAAUGACAAAAACGUCUUCUUAAAUAGUUUGUCAGAUGGGAAAAUAUUUCGUGCUAAAACGUGCUAAAAAAAAAAAAUAAACAUCUGAAGUAAUUUCUUUCAAAAUGUUUGUCGUAGAGAUAUGUAUAAUAUUAUAUAGUAUAAAUACUGUAGACCAAAUAAGAUGUUUAGCUGUGCAGAGGUUAAAACUGUUAAUGACUGACAAGCCACUAUACCUCAACUGGAGUGAUAAUUCGGUCACAUUUGUAAAGCCUUGGAAAGCUCUUGCUCUGUGAAAAGCAUCUAUAAAUGGAAAGAUAAUCCAAAGAGGCCAAAGGAGAAAACAAAUCACUGGCCAGAGGGGGUGGUGUUGGCAAGUCAGGUCCAUUGAAGACUGAUUCUUUUCAGUAAAUAAUGCGUCUUUUAAGAAGAUUCAGUUUUGCAAAAGGUGCAAAAAGGUAUAUCAAGAGCAAAGAGGCAAGAAACCCACCAAAAUCCUUGUAGGAUUGUUUAAUUACGAUUCUUUCCUCAGAUUUAUCAAAUGUGCCUUCCUGUUAUUUCUAGAGUAGAUAAAAGUGUUGUGUUGGUGUCCAGACAAGAGGUACUGAGGAGCCUGGCAUACACACUGUUCUUUUUGUUCAUGAUCAGUUCUUUUGGCUUGCUUUCACAAGAGAGUCCAGCAUCCUCUGUUCAAAUUUAUAUUGGAAAGUACCUUGAAAAUUCAUUUUCUUUCAAAACUCAUGCACAGGUCUGUCUUCUGUUAGUCUCUUAAAUAAUGCCACAAAUCUCAUCGUCUCAUCAUGAAUGCGUUCCUUGUAACCCCGGCAUAUGUCAGUAAUAUAUAAUCAUGUAGAUCUGAGAU
Messenger RNA from Hemibagrus wyckioides, 3264 nucleotides. RefSeq names its product nucleolus and neural progenitor protein (gene rmp64). Gene Ontology annotation, biological process: positive regulation of Notch signaling pathway. Gene Ontology annotation, cellular component: nucleus. Lineage: Eukaryota; Metazoa; Chordata; Actinopteri; Siluriformes; Bagridae. The coding region runs from base 5 to 1687 and encodes 560 amino acids. The transcript is spliced from 9 exons. The record is from RefSeq and is a predicted model, not a curated record.